GUUCCCUACAUCAGAAUUCAUCCAGACACUCGGAGGAAAAGAACUUGCUCGAAGAGACUUCCCUCUGGAUCACCGGCUGGCACCUUGACCCCACCUUCCGCCCUCUUUUCCUCCUCCAUGCGGCACGCCGUCGUGCAUCAUCGUCCGCGGCUCACUUUCCUCCACCUGGGCUGGCCUGGUGAACCGCGAUGCAAGCGGACCACACGCAGCGGCCUUUGUGGGUGCACGAAUCUGGACGGAUUUACUUCGAAUCCUUCCAUGUGCAAGCGGCACAAGUGGCCGAUUUCCUCAUCGCCAUCGCAGAACCUGUGAGCCGCCCACAGGUGAUCCACGAGUAUCAGAUCACCUCCUUGUCUCUGACCGCGGCCAUUGCCAAUGGCAUUUCGGUGGAACAGAUCAUCAAGGUCUUGGUGAAACUGUCCAAGAAUGUGAUUCAGGAGUCCUUCCUGAGCUUCAUCCGUGCCAAGGGCCGUGUCACCGGGAAGCUCCGACUGGUGCUGCGGGAGGGCCGGCACUUCUUGGAGUCGGAGGACGAGCAGCUCCUGCGGCAGCUCAAGACGCAUGAGGAGGUGGCGGAGUGCGUGGUGGACGCCGCCAGCAGCGAGGUGGACUCGCUGAAGGUGGAGAAGCUGAAAGCUGCGGCACAUCAGUUGGGCUUUCCGCUGCUGCAGGAAUACGAGUUCCGCCGCGACCGCGCGGAGGGCAACCCGCCGCUGCCGGCGGUGCUGCGGCCGAACGUGAACCUGCGGCCCUACCAGCAGCGGGCGUUGGCGAAGAUGUUCUCGGUGGAGGAAGUGGCGAAGAGCGGCAUCGUGGUGUUGCCCUGUGGAGCUGGGAAGACCUUGCUGGGCAUCGCCGCCUGCUGCCGCGUGGGCCGCCGAGCGCUAGUGCUCACGACCACCGCCGUGGCCGUGGACCAGUGGCGGCGACAGCUGCAGAUGUACACCACGCUGCCGCCGGAGGACGUGUACCUCUUCACAGCGGACCAGAAGCGACCCAUCGAGGAUGCGGAGCGCAAGGCCUGUGUGGUGAUCUCCACCUACAGCAUGCUAGGCUUCACUGGUCGACGAGGAGGGGACACUGCCUUCAUCCUGGAGCAGCUGCAACAGCUGGAGUGGGGUCUUCUGGUGGUGGACGAAGUGCAAGUGAUGCCCGCGCGGACCUUCCGGACGGUGGCGACCACCAUCAAGUCCCACUGCUGCUUGGGGCUCACGGCCACACUGGUUCGGGAGGACGACCUCAUCCAGGAUUUACAUUGGCUCAUUGGCCCCAAGCUCUAUGAAGCCAACUGGCAGCAGCUCCAGGACGAUGGCUACCUGGCCAAGGUGCGUUGCAUCGAAGUCUGGUGCGACAUGGCGGAGGAGUUCUUCAUGGAAUAUCUCCAGGCGCAAGAUGGGGGCGAUGUACCAGGUUCCAUGCGUGGCAGCUUGCAGAGGGCGCUGUGGACCUGCAAUCCGAACAAGUUGAAGACCUGCGAGUUUCUGAUCCGCUUGCACGAGCAGCGCGGGGACAAGAUCAUCGUCUUUAGCGACAACAUCUUCAUCCUCAAGGAGUUCGCGCGGAAGCUGGGCCGCUACUACAUCUGCGGCAGCGUCUCCUUGCGCGAGCGGAUGCAAAUCCUCAGCGAGUUCCAGGAGAGCUCCGCCUGCAACACGAUCUUCCUCUCGAAGGUGGGGGACAAUGCUAUUGACUUGCCAGUGGCCAAUGUCAUCGUGCAGAUCUCUUCGCACUACGGGUCGCGGCGGCAGGAAGCACAGCGGCUGGGGCGGAUCUUGCGACCGAAGCCACAGGCGAAGGAUGGAGGAACGGGUGGCUUCAAUGCCUUCUUCUACUCCGUGGUCUCGCGCGACACCCAGGAGCUCUAUCACGCGAACCGGCGGCAGCAGUUCCUGGUGGAGCAGGGCUACAACUACCAGGUGGUGCGAGACUACAAUGUGACGCGGCUGGAACAGCAGAACCUGAUCUAUUCCAGCAAGGACUCCCAACUGCAGCUCUUGAAACAGGUCCUCGAGAGCGUGCGCCGGGGCGAGGCCGAGGAGGCCGACGAGGUCUUGGAGCCCGGCUGCGAGACACCGAGGAUGGAGACGGCGCCGAGCAAGGCGGAGAAGGUGGAGAAGGUGGAGGGGAAGCGACCCAAAGAGGAGAAGGUUUCCCUAGCCAGCCUCAGUGGUGGGCUUGAUGGCUCCUACACCGCUGCCGCGCCCAAGUUCAAGCGUUUGAAAACCCAAUGACGGCUCCAAAAACUUAGCAAUUCUCGGACCAUGCCAGAAGAGGGAGCCCGAGAUUUUGGAUCCUUUGUCC
Messenger RNA from Durusdinium trenchii, 2301 nucleotides. NCBI's taxonomy places the organism in Eukaryota, Dinophyceae, Suessiales, Symbiodiniaceae. The record is from the annotation of a GenBank genome assembly.